AAUUUGAAGAAAAAAAGCGAUAGAUAGAUAGAAUGCGCAUGCGUACGCAAAUGACGGGCGGUCUUGGUCUUAGGCAAGUUUAGUAUGUUUGUUGACGCCCCUUUGAAAUGUGGGAAAUGUGGUUUUAGGUGCCUGACGCUUCUUUUGUAGUCUACAGCGUAUUACGUAAGGGGGUCAAUAACUACACUGACCAACCGGUAUGGUUUUAAAAACAAGGUUUCGCCUCUUAUUAAAGUGGGAAUCAGAGGACACCGGCAGCCUGCUAUGUCUCCUGUACAAGAAAAUUCGCGGUGGCCCCGAGUAUCAAAGUUCACUCUGUCAGCAUGUGCUGCAACUGUUGCAGAGUUAGUCACAUUUCCUCUGGACCUUACCAAAACCAGACUUCAGAUACAGGGUGAAGGUGGUUCCCGACAGCAUGGUGGAAAUGUACAGCCUCCAAAAUACAGGGGCAUGCUGAGCACAGCUCUGGGUAUAGUGCGAGAAGAGGGGCCCUUGAAACUUUGGCAAGGGGUCACACCAGCUAUCUACAGACAUAUAGUGUAUUCAGGCGGCAGGAUGUUAGCUUAUGAACAGCUCAGGGAAUCUGUCUUGGGAAGAUCUGAAGAUGGCGUUUUUCCAGUAUGGAAAGCAGUGAUCGGCAGUAUGGUAUCAGGUGCCUUGGGCCAGUUCAUCGCUAGUCCGACAGAUCUAGUGAAGGUUCAGAUGCAAAUGGAGGGCAGGCGCCGUCUAGAAGGGAAGCCGCCAAGAGUACAUGGGGUUUACCACGCAUUUACAAAGAUCGUAGCAGAGGGAGGAAUACGAGGCCUUUGGGCUGGAUGGGUUCCCAACGUUCAGAGAGCUGCACUGGUCAAUUUAGGAGAUCUUAUGACAUACGAUACCGUAAAGCAUUUUCUACUGAGAAACACCUCCAUACCAGACAACAGCAUUUGUCACGGAUUGGCCAGCGUAUGCUCAGGAUUGGUUGCAGCUAUUAUGGGAACACCAGCUGAUGUGGUGAAAACUAGAGUAAUGAACCAGCCACGGGAUUCAAACGGGAGGGGUCUUCUCUACAAGUCUUCUACUGACUGUCUGGUUCAGUCGGUGAGAAAAGAAGGAUUUUUUUCCCUCUAUAAAGGAUUUCUACCAACUUGGUUUAGAAUGGCUCCCUGGUCUUUGACUUUCUGGCUUACAUUUGAGCAAAUGAGACGAGCAAUGGGCAUCAGCUCAUUUUGACGAAUUUAAGAGUUGGACUUAGAAUAUUUUUUUACUUAGUCUCUAUAAAGUUUCUGAGCUGAA
Molecule: messenger RNA, 1275 nt
Organism: Carassius carassius (crucian carp)
Lineage: Eukaryota; Metazoa; Chordata; Actinopteri; Cypriniformes; Cyprinidae
Gene: slc25a27
Product: solute carrier family 25 member 27
Exons: 10
Coding region: 265-1212 (315 amino acids)
Biological process (GO): response to cold
Source: RefSeq, a predicted model, not a curated record